UGUGUUACUUUCACAUAAACAUGGCGGGCGUGAUAGAAGAUAUCCGCACGCGGCUCACAUUGAAGGAGUAUGCAGUUGAUAAUACGCACAGUACUAACUUCCCUGGAUCAUAUGCAGGUUAUGAUGACGCUCUGAAUUUGAGAAACUUCAAAAAAAACUUUAAAGUUGACAUAAUUCGUCUUUGCGAUGAAUUUUUGGAGUUCGAUAUGGUUGGUAUUGAUGCUGCUAUCGUGAACGCAUUCCGACGUAUCUUGAUCUCCGAGGUCCCUACGAUGGCUAUUGAGAAAGUCUUCGUUAACAAUAAUACUUCUAUCAUACAAGACGAGGUACUAGCUCACAGACUUGGUCUGAUCCCGAUAUAUGCAGACCCCCGACUCUUCGAGUACGUAAGUGAAGGAGAUAUGAACGGAACUCCCAGCGAUACCAUAGUGUUCGAAUUGAAGAUAAAAUGUAGUAAAAAUCCCAACGCUGACACGACAGACCCCGAUGAUUUAUAUAUAAACCAUAAAGUUUACAGUCGACAUAUGAAGUGGAUCCCUAUAGGCAAUCAAGCUGAUCUGUUUAAAGAAGGAGACAUACGUCCUGUUGAUGACGAUAUUCUCAUUGCUAAACUUCGACCCGGUCAGAAACUCGACUUACGAAUGCAUUGCAUCAAAGGUAUCGGAAAAGACCACAUAAAAUUUUCACCAGUGGCCACUGCAUCUUAUCGUUUGCUGCCUGAAAUAACCCUGUUGAACUCUGUGUAUGGAGAACAGGCUCGCCGCUUGCAGACAUGUUUCUCGCCAGGUGUCAUAGAAAUUGAUAUUGUAGAUGGUGUAGAAAGGGCCAGAGUUGCUCAUGCUAGGAAAGACACUUGCAGCCGUGAAGUGCUGCGCCAUGAUGAUCUCAAGAAUUCCGUCCGCCUCAGCAAAGUACGAGACCAUUUUAUUUUCUCUGUAGAGUCGACUGGUGCUCUACCUGCCAAUAUCCUUUUCACAGAAUCAAUAAAUAUUCUCAUGAAAAAGUGCCAAACAUUCCUUGGGAAAAUGAAGACUUAAUUCUUGACAAAUAAAAGAAAAUGAAUUCUC
Octopus sinensis (East Asian common octopus) is the source of this 1067-nucleotide messenger RNA. RefSeq names its product DNA-directed RNA polymerases I and III subunit RPAC1. Gene Ontology annotation, biological process: DNA-templated transcription. The transcript has 2 exons. The record is from RefSeq and is a predicted model, not a curated record. NCBI's taxonomy places the organism in Eukaryota, Metazoa, Mollusca, Cephalopoda, Octopoda, Octopodidae. The coding region runs from base 21 to 1037 and encodes 338 amino acids. Gene Ontology annotation, molecular function: protein dimerization activity; DNA binding. Gene Ontology annotation, cellular component: RNA polymerase III complex; RNA polymerase I complex.